AUGCUUUCUGCACCACCGCCCUACCCGACAGUAUCCAGCCAAAACCCAGCGCCCGAUGAUGCGCAGAUUGAAGGACGACCGCCGGAAAUCUGUGUUGACUACUUGAGCCAUAAUUGGAAAGAUGAAGAUGUGUGGAAGAGUUGGAAGGCUAUGACGAAACAUAAAAAUGAGAUAUCAAACGGUCUGCGUCUUGAAAAUGCGAGCUGGCGUACGUGGGCGAAACAACGCGGGAAUCUCAAAACUGUGAGCCCAGAGACAUUGAAUUGGCUGAAAGAAAGCGAUGUAACGUGGCUUUAUGGACCCUUGCAUGGCGAGGCCAAAGCUGUGCCACCGGCCAAAGUGGCAAGCACUGCGGAGAGACUCGGCAUCGAUGUUUCCACCAAGAAAAAAUCUAUUUUAAAGCAUCGCACGCUCACUGAGAUCUUGCAAACGCCCACGAAUGUAUCUCCUCCCAAGAAGUCAGAGUCUGAGUCGCCAUCACGGAAGUCUGAUCAGCAUCAAGGGAUGGUCAGGGCGAAUCCAGCACCAUCGCAUGUGCGCAACAAGACGCUGAAGCUGGGUUCCUUCAAGUCGAAUCCAUCUCAUCAGCCAGCAAAAAAAGAGCGCCACAUCAGUUUCAACACUGUUGUGUCGCAAUGCAUUGCACUUGACGAUGAUACAUCCGACAUGUACAACUUUGAUGAUGACUACUCAGAUACAGACGAUGAAAAGUAUGACGAGAAUGAUUGUAAGACCUCUGACAGCCGAAUAGCCCAGUGCCUUUCUUCCCCGAAACGCGCCGGGUGCCAUGCCACGAUAGCCUUGAUGCCACCAACACACUUGAAAAUGGGGCAUGAAGUUUCGUCAGGCUCAGAUCCAGAGGAUUCAAUAGAGGGCGGUCUUGAUGGUCAUGCCACAAACGAACAUGAUGCUCGCUACUCUGUCGCUGAUCCAUUUCUCGCCGCACAUGACCACAAUAUCGUUCAGGACGAUGGCUAUGAUUAUUACGACUCCGACGAGGACUACGAGCUUGAACAUGCUCCAAGCCUCGGGCCUGAUAGUGCCCAGAAUACCAAUGGUAGCCAAGGCACGUUUGAUUGA
Malassezia globosa CBS 7966 is the source of this 1080-nucleotide messenger RNA. RefSeq lists its product as uncharacterized. Gene Ontology annotation, biological process: cellular response to glucose starvation; protein catabolic process in the vacuole. The transcript is spliced from 2 exons. NCBI's taxonomy places the organism in Eukaryota, Fungi, Basidiomycota, Malasseziomycetes, Malasseziales, Malasseziaceae. The record is from RefSeq and is a predicted model, not a curated record. Bases 1 to 1080 code for a protein of 359 amino acids.